AUAAAAUCUCUUUUUCAUUACUAACACAAUGAAUGCAGAUGAAUAAGAGUAUCUCCCUGUCAAGAAAUUCCUCUUAAAAAAAUAGAUUUCAGAAAAAUUAUUUAAUUCUCAGUUUCAUCCAAUUUAGCAUGACUAAAAAGGAGGAUCACCUCAACAUCAAAGGAAAAUAAUAUUUCCACAAAUCUAGGUACCUUAGGGUAAUUAGGAUUAAAAACAUUAGAUCAGCCCAAGAUAUCAAAUACCUGUUGAGAAAAUGGAUUAUAUCAAACUGCCUGAGAUUGAUGAAAAGUUCUUUAUCAAAAGAUCUAUAUAGUAGGAACUAUAUUCUAAUGCUAAAGGGUAAUAUUUAUCAAGGAAAACAUCUACAGAAAACAAUGAAAUUUUGGACAAUAAUCAAUUUAUCUAACCUCAUCAUUAUAAUAAAAAAGUUGAAUUUUAAUAAGAUGUUUUAGUGUAUGAUUAUAUAAAUUAAACCUAUAAGAAAAGUAGCAUAGAUGGUUCAUAAAAACCAUUAUAUAGAAGAUAAAAGACAAAAAACUUAAGUGAUGAUCUUCGAUUUUAUAAUGACAAUGCUAAGUUUAUUGGAAAAUCUUAAUAUUUUGAGGUAAACACAAAAGAAAGAAAUCAUUAAAAACAUUUUAUUAUAGAUACUUUAUAGAUGGAAAACCAUAGUCAGACAAUUAAAGAAUGAAUUU
Paramecium octaurelia is the source of this 695-nucleotide messenger RNA. Lineage: Eukaryota; Ciliophora; Oligohymenophorea; Peniculida; Parameciidae. The record is from the annotation of a GenBank genome assembly.